ACCCGCUUCCCCAACUCCGUCUGGCUCCCGCCUUCGCCCGCUUCCGGUCGUCGUCGUCGCCGCUGCUGCCGCUGCUGCUGCUGCUGAGGCUGCUGGCGGAGGCCGGAGGAUCGGGCGGCGGCGGCGGCGGCGGCUGAGAGGGCGGCGGCGGGAGCGGAGCGGGACGAGAGAACGAGAGGAAGCGAGCGAGGAGCGCGCAGAGCGCGCUUUUCCGUGCGCCUGAGGAGCCGAAGCAGCCCCGGCCCCGCCGCCGCCGCCUGGCCGCCGGACAAAGCCGAGAGCCCGCGCCCACAGCCAUGUCCUCGUCAGCCGGCAGCGGCCACCAGCCCAGCCAGAGCCGCGCCAUCCCCACCCGCACCGUGGCCAUCAGCGACGCCGCGCAGCUACCUCAUGACUAUUGCACCACGCCCGGGGGGACGCUCUUCUCCACCACACCGGGAGGAACUCGAAUCAUUUAUGACAGAAAGUUUCUGUUGGAUCGUCGCAAUUCUCCCAUGGCUCAGACCCCACCCUGCCAUCUGCCCAAUAUCCCAGGAGUCACUAGCCCUGGCACCUUAAUUGAAGACUCCAAAGUAGAAGUAAACAAUUUGAACAACUUGAACAAUCACGACAGGAAGCAUGCAGUUGGGGAUGAUGCUCAGUUCGAGAUGGACAUCUGACUCCCCUGCAAGGAUUAGAAGAAAAGCAACACUGAUACUUGUGUGCACCUGAUUUGGCCAAUAGGAUCAACAGUGAAAAGACAGAAGAGGCAAUACCAGCAGUCCCCAUUACAGUCUCCACCUCCCCCUCUUCCUCUGGGUGCCAAAUGAUGGGAAGAUGAGCUUCAUCUGACCAUUUCUUCUCCCUGUUUCCUGUUCCCCUUCCCAGUUAAACAGGUUAGAUUGAAGGCUGUGUUUCUGUAGAGCUAAGCAGCCCUUAGAGGACAACAGUUCAACUCUGACUUUCCUAGUUGUUUUUUUAUUGAGAGCCACCCUCCUACCCUGUAAUUUUGUCCCACAUCGAAUCUCAACCUACCAACAACUGCCUGUCUGGGAAGGGAUACAGAGGCUUGGUGGGCGUAACACCAUUCAUGUUCCUUACCCUCUGUCUCUCCUCCGUGUAUCCCACCUAUGGUUCAGUGUUGCAAGAGUCUGGGCUUGGGAUCUUUACUACCAGCAGGGGGAAAUGAUAAAAAAGAGAGCUGCUUUCCCUUUUACCUUGAGGUAUUUGUCCCUCGGGACAGAGCACAGCUUGUGCAACUCUGGUAGCAUUACCCUGUGACACUGUUUUGAGGUCCACUUUCUUUCCUCUGGGAGGAGUGUCUUCUGUCUUUGGUAUUAUAGUUCAUCUUCCCGUUCUUUUACUUAGUGCAUUUGUACAGAUAUUUUUAACUCUGUACAUCAGAAGAGAGCCCUUGCUAACCAGUUUUGCUCUUCUUCUGCCACUCUUCCCUGCUUGCAUUUUGUUGCUGGCAGAGUCCUCUUGUACUUCAAGAAAGCGAAGUGAUUUUGUCUGCUCCUAAAGCAGGUCCAUACCAAGUAAUAGAGGCACUUUAGCCUCUACUUGGUGGGUAAAGCCUGAUCAUAGUAUUCUGUCAGAUAAUGCCUAAGAAUGACCUCUGAAGAACGUUGACCCAUUUGAGUACCCGGUCUCAGACGUCAUUUUUAAGUCCAGUGAGCAUUGUGAUAGUUGUUCUUAGAUUGCAGUUUCUUAUGUUUUGAGUUUGAAGUUGAUUUUCAGAAUGUUCUUAGAAAAGAACUGCAUUUUUUCCUUUGUGGAUCUGCUUUGUUUGGCUAUUGGGAUAGAUAAGCAUGGGCUUAAAAAAUGUGUUCCUCCCAGUUUUCUUGCCUUUCCUGUUGUACUCUGAAUUUCUCUCCCUACCUUCCUCACUGUCUUCCUCUCUCCUUCCUUUCCUUCCUUUUUCUCUACCAGGCCAUUUCAAAUUUACAUCAAAGAUACCUCAAGUGUUGGUAUCUGAGAAUAUCUGUCACUCCUCUUAUCUGAGAAGUGACCUUUUAUUUUUAAGAUGACUACAGACCUAUUUUUAGAUAUGUUUUCAGUACAAUUUUGAACAGCAACUUUUUAAUUAAACAUCUUCCAGUGUUAGGAAGAUGAGAAAUGUUCAUAGGCGAGUCUGCUGUUCUAUGUCACCAUCUUUUGUCUCCCCUAGUCCCCCAGGAGCUCUUUCCUUUCCCCUCUAGUUUUGAGUGUGCAUGUUUGGAGUUUGUAGUGGGUGGUUUGUAAAACUGGACCAUUCUGCCUUGCUAUGGGUUGUUCAUGAAAGCCUCAUUCUUUUCUCUGACCCUUUAGCUUUUGCAUUCACCCUCCUUCCCACCUACCUCUCCUGGAACUAUUGAGCAGCAUAAUAAUCCCAGGAGAAUGAUUCCCCUCAUAGAAAGACUAAAGCAUCCAUCCCCUUAUAGUUAAGUAGCCACUGGUGUCCUGGGAAUUUCUGGUUGGAUUUGGUGCCCUGAACUUUUUAUUAAAAAAUCAGAUCCCAGGGUGAGAGUAACAGCCAUUUGGCCAAGAAAGAAACCUGUUUUUCUUUUGAACUAUGAAAAGACCCUGUUUGUGAAUACAUUUUAGAAAGAAGAGAGGAAGGAUGUCUGCAGAACUUUGUUCUGUUUUCUGCUACAAAAAUGUGAAUAGUUCAGAGUGAAAAUCUUUUGUGAUGGUUGAUGUCUCAGGAAUAAGCUGGAUCUCCAAUGUUUUGGGGAUGCUUUGAGUCUCAAAAAAAUUGAUAAUCAGAAAAGUAUUUUUUGUUUGUUUGUUUAAUGUAUCCCUGUUCUGUUUAAUUAAACUCCAAGUCUCAUUUUACAAAUUCUUGGAAAAACCUAAGUUGCGCUGUAAUUUACAUAAGAAGCAUGCUCAGGACCUCUUUGCACCCUGGGGAGCCUGAUUCUUUGGGAAUGAAGCUUUUCGUUCUUCAUACACUGGCCUUGGCAUCCUGUGGAAUUUGACCCAACUAGCAGCUAGUCAGUCAGUCCGUCAGUGAGCGGAAGAGUGAACUGUUCUUGAUCUUUAUUGCUAUGUGUGAAAACUUGGCUUCCUCACUAAAUGGUGGGGAAUGGAUUUAAAGCAUGAGCUUUAGUAGUAUCAAGAUGCCAUUUUCGUUUUUCUUGCCGUCUUGGGGAGCUUCUGCAUGUGACCCCCUAAUCAGAAGGCAUGUUUUUAGUAUUUCUUGGGAGUGUCAGCUGUAUAAUGCGGCAGCUGUUCAAUCCCUUACCCUUCUCUGCAAGGACCUCCUUAAGGCUUGGUGCAGUUCUUCCCCAGAGGCCACCACUACUAGACAGUCUUUGACCUCCAUAAGUUGGCAUUUAAAAAAUAAUUUCACAAGAUACGAGAUAAACUUCCAAUAGAUGAUACCUUUGUGUCAUGCCUCAUAGAAUUAUUUUUAGAACAGGCCAGAGUCUAUUGGGUGGUUUGCCUCUGCAUGUUUGGAGGGAACCUCACAGAUGAAACCCUUAAUGAAUGUGUCCUGGGUUUUUAGAGGGAAGGAAUACUCAAGUUACCACUUUGACUGAGACAGCUCUUAACAUCUUAGUUCCCAUUUGUAGUUUUCUUUUUGCGAGGAACCUAUGCUUCUAUACUUGUGGGGACAAUUGAUCUUAAUGAGAAGUGACUUUCCUUCAAAUUCCAACAGCAGACAUGCAUUGUCAUGGUUCUGCCUUCUUUAUAGUGUGGUUUAUUGAGUUCAGCAGUUCUCACGUGCUGUUUAAAUAGGUACAGCAUUUUCAAGGGCACAGAUACAGAGAAGCUGACUUUCUAGGUGCUGGGCUUCCAAGCCAAGAGUUUUGCCCUUCCACCUGUAUUAGUUAUCUGUUGCUGUGUAACAAAUUACCCUAAAUUUAGUAUGUUAAAAUAGUAAACAUUAUGUGUCAGUUUCUGUGGGUUAAGAAUUUGGGAGUAGUUUAACAUGAUGGUUCCGGCCCAGGGUAUUAUGAAGUUACAGUCAAGAUGUGAGCAGGGGCUGCAGUCAGCUGGAGCUGGAGAUACCACUUCCAAGUUCUCUUUUUGUGGCCGUUGGCAGGAUGCCUCAGUUUCUUCCCAUGUGGGUCUCUGCAUAAGGCACCUGGCUUCUCCCUGAGCAGCUGAUCCCAGAGAUUGUGGGGCAGGGCCAGGAGAAAGCUGCAGUGCCUUUUAAGAAGGACUUUUGGAAAGGACACACCAUCACUUCUUAUCCUAGUCUUUAGAAGCAAGCCACUAAGCUCAGCCUUCACUCAAGGAGAGAGGAAUUACACAUACCUCUACCCCAGUGGAGCAGUAGCAAAUAAUUUAUGGACAUAUCUUAAAAGCACCACACCCCAACUGAGGAUGAAAGUAGGUCAACAGGGAGGUAGGUUUAAUGUAGAUAGGCUGAAAGAUAGAUUGCUAUCAAAAACAAUUCUCCAAGAUGUGCAUAACCAAACUGGACAGAAGGCAAACUCCCCAAAGCUACCUGCUGGUUUUGAGAGAGUGGUAAGAAAUGGCAAUUCCUAGCAGUAGUAGAAAGUAAUAUACCUAACUACCAACAGCUCAAGUAUGCUUAUUUGCACGUCCUAGACUUGGUGUCCGUAAGACUUAUUUACCACUUUUAUUUUCCUGUAGCUAGGAAUUAAUGAAAGGAACUGGGGCCUUCCAGCUGAGCCACUAAACCUGUCUUGUUUGGAAUGGGGACUGUCCAGCAAAGGGAGCAAACAUGAAUUAGAUGUUAAGCUAUUGAGCUGAAGAAAAGAAAGCAGUUCACAUUUAGGUGAAAUAGAUGAUGUUAUCAGGAAGCCAGGUUCCCACCAGAGUGGGUGCUUGGUACCUGGUCUCUCCAGUCUCAACAGACUCAGGUCAGGUCUCUCACCCAGGAAGCAACCACUCAAUAAAGUAGGGAACAUCUGAGAAUGACAAAUGUCAGUGCUUGAUUGCUCCUCUAAAUCCAGUGCACAGGUUAACCCUGCAUGCCCGCCCAUCUCUUCCUGGGCUUCUUGAUGGCAAUGUGUUCUUAAAGAACUGGUCUUGUGUUCUCCCUCAAGACAAACUUAGGUUUUUCAGUUCAGCACAUUCUAGUGAAUGGCUACUAUGUGUUUCUGGCACUCAUUCCUAACCAAGUCUUCUUUCUUUUCUUUUCUUUCUUCUCUUUUCUUUUUUUUUUCCUGAGGCAAGAGUUGCGACCUGUCGCCCAGACUGGAGUGCUGGAGUGCAGUGGUGUGAUCUCGGCUCACUGCAGCUUCUUGCCUCCCAGGUUCAAGUGUUUCUCCUGCCUCAGCCUUCCGAGUAGCUGGGAUUACAGGCAUGCACCACCACGCCUGGCUAAUUUUUAAUUUUUGUAUUUUUAGUAGAGAUGGGGUUUCAUCAUGUUUGCCAGGCUGGUCUUGAGCUCCUGGCCUCAAGUGAUCCACUCACCUCAGCCUCCCAGAGUGCUGGAAUUACAGGUGUGAGCCAUCGCACCCGGCCAAAUAUGCAAAUUCUUGUUUGGAUUUAUGCUCUGCCUCUUCCCAGCAUUUUCUUAUCUGUAGCCCUGAUUGCUUGAGAGUAUAUUUGGAUAAGAAGUACUGCUGUUGAGGGAACUAUAAGAAAAGGAUACUUCUUCCAGAAGUAAAUAACUCAUCUUUAGAGUACCUUUAAAUGAAUUUUGUUUUUCUUUCUUAUUUUGAGGUGGAUUGGUCUUCUCUUUUUUUGGGUUUCCAGCUCUUUGAGACUCUCAGACCUUAUCUUUCCAGCUCAAACACCAUUGGUUAAAUUCCCUCAUUCUCAUUAGAAUGCAGCCUGCUGAGUAUGUGGGUUUCACUGCUGGAGUCCAUCCUUUAGCCAGUAUACAUAGAGGGCCUGCUUCAAAUCAAGGCAACUGGUGAAGGGCUCAGCAUGUUGGCAGCAGUAUCCAAGAGAUUGAAUCUGUUUCCAUUUUCCUCAUCUAGGAUAACAGCUGCUUGAAGCCAGGGCUCUUAGCCCUUUGCAUUCCCCUUUAGAGAGGAAGCCACACUGCCUUUCUGUGUCUGGUUCAGAGCUCUUCCUUCUUGGCAUGUUUUCUGGACUACAUGCACAUGGGCAGCUAUUGAUUAAUCUGCAAAACCCAGUCAUUUGCCUACCCAUAAUAUCUGGGAAGGCGUGGUAUUUGUUUUAAAGAAACGUUUCUUUGGGAGGGCAGUUUCUGUCUAGACUUUGAGGUGGACUUAGUUACCCUACAGUUCUUUAACUCUCAGUUUUUAAUAAAAGAUGAAAUCAGAUAUUGAUGCAGUUGGGUCACAAUUCUUUAGAAUGCUUCUACCCCAGGGCUGCUUCCUGUUCCUAGUCAUGGUUUUCCAGUUUAGUAGUGGAGUUUCUUGAGGCUAACUUACAGAAAUUUCUAACUGAAAACUUUAAGAGUUAUUGAUACUUACUUGUUUUUUCAGUUAAUCAUUUACAUCACCUUUCCUACUCUCUGGAAUUUAAACUUAUUUCUCUAGGCUGGUCCUGGAAGUUGAUAACCUUUUGGCAAAGCUUAGAUUUAGGAGAAGGCUUAUGAGUCCCUGUCCAGAGGGUCUGUAGAUUCUCUUUGCUUAUGACUCUCUGCCUGCAGCCCUGGCAGACCAUACUGUAUGUCAUGGAUACCCAGUGGAAAUAUUACUGAGAUGAAACACAUUUCCCAGGGUAUUUAAACUCUCACUCUGCCACCUUUCUAAGGGUGGGAGGCUGGCAGAGAGAUGCUGCAAUGCUUGAUAAUCAUUUGGCCACACUGAAAUUUCCAAAGGGAGCUUUUGCCGGUGCUUUAAAACCAAAACACCUGGACACUUAGAAAAUUCCAUGAAUCUAGCACAAAAUAUCCAUUCUUGCCCAAGUGUAUCCCCUUUCUCUCCAGCUUAAUCUUUUUUUUUUAAAGCCCAGGCCAAGGGUACUUUUAACUGGAAACCAGGGGAGGAGGGAAGAACACUAGCAGGGAGCUAAGAGGCAGGUUGCUGGGUAAGCCAUCCUGCUCCUACCUGGUGCCUGUAUCUGAAUUGCUGAGUGCCGUGCGCCAGUGCCUUUCCUUCACCUGCAGAUGGAGCCCAUCUCUUUCCACCUGGGUGAGGAGACCCUCUGCUACUCCAGGGGUAAACCUUAAAGAAGGUGUCUUGAAGAGCCCAAAGGACACUCACAUGCUAAGGUGUCCGUUUUAUGCAUCUUUAAAAUAUUUUAUUUAAGAAAAAAAUAGCCCUGCCCUGUCUUAGUGCCACUAAUGGCCCAGUUCCAUCCAUUCUGAAUGGAAGAGCAGAGACUGCCAGCACUUUCCUUGGUCUUCCCUUUGUCUCCCAUGAUGUGUUGUCCCCUCAUCCCUCCCAUCCAUUUCACUGUGUGUGGAUGGAUAGCAGAGGGUACCACGCAGUCCUUGAGGCAGUCCUGUGUGAUUCCAUGAUCAGUUGUUUUUGUAUUCUAACUAUCCUUCCAAACCAGCAGAUGUUUGGAAAUUAGGGAAAAAAUUAAAUUCUCAUCAAUGGUUGCUGUUAUAGUUAAAUCAAUAAAGAUCUUGAGUAUCAA
Molecule: messenger RNA, 7440 nt
Organism: Rhinopithecus roxellana (golden snub-nosed monkey)
Lineage: Eukaryota; Metazoa; Chordata; Mammalia; Primates; Cercopithecidae
Gene: EIF4EBP2
Product: eukaryotic translation initiation factor 4E binding protein 2
Exons: 3
Coding region: 297-659 (120 amino acids)
Biological process (GO): negative regulation of translational initiation
Cellular component (GO): cytoplasm
Molecular function (GO): eukaryotic initiation factor 4E binding
Source: RefSeq, a predicted model, not a curated record